CAUUACAGCAUCAUUCGAGAUCCUCUCUCGUACAUCCAACACUUGAAGCAAACUAAUCCACAUACAUUAUACCAACAUGUUCGCUCUCAAGUUGGUACUAGCUGCAGUGCUGGUGGUCGCAAGCGCCAGACAUCUACCACAGGACCACUCAACGUACGAACAAAUACAGCUCCUCGGGUUCGACGAAGAUGGACGGCCAGUGUUUGAGCACGAAGACCUGCUCCCAGACCUAGAGGAGUCCUACCAGCCACAGCACCUGGCGAGGACUCGCAGACAGGCGCAGGGCAGCGUCACCCUCAACUCCGACGGCGGCAUGGGCCUGGGCGCUAAGAUCCCGCUCGCACACAACGACAAGAAUGUGGUGAGCGCUAUCGGCUCCAUGGACUUCAACAACAAGCUGCAGCCUGCUUCCAAGGGCUUCGGUCUGGCUCUGGACAACGUCAACGGGCACGGACUGACGGUGAUGAAGGAAAGUAUCCCCGGGUUCGGGGACAGGCUGUCGGGCGCUGGCAAGCUGAACGUGUUCCACAACGACAACCACAACGUGGCCGUGACCGGCUCUGUCGCAAGGAACAUGCCCAGCAUCCCGAACGUGCCCAACUUCAACACUUACGGCGGGGGCGUCGACUACAUGUACAAGAACAAGGUGGGAGCGUCUCUGGGCAUGGCCAGUACUCCGUUCUUGGACCGCAAGGACUACUCCGCGAUGGGCAACCUGAACCUGUUCCGCAGCCCGACCACUACCGUGGACUUCAGCGGCGGCUUUAAGAAGUUCGAAUCUCCCUUCAUGAGCAGCGGCUGGAAGCCUAACUUCUCCUUUAAUCUUGGCAGGUCAUUCUAGAACGUUAUUCUAAGUAUUAUUAACAUAUCUCAUUUAAUUCCAUGUUGUGAAUUAAGAGAAAAAUCAUGUAAAUAAAUUUCAGUAUUCUUGAAUUUUAACAGCCUAUUCAGAAUUAAUUUAAAAAUAAACUUUAAAAAAUAA
Molecule: messenger RNA, 982 nt
Organism: Spodoptera frugiperda (fall armyworm)
Lineage: Eukaryota; Metazoa; Arthropoda; Insecta; Lepidoptera; Noctuidae
Product: attacin-A-like
Exons: 1
Coding region: 77-841 (254 amino acids)
Biological process (GO): defense response to bacterium
Cellular component (GO): extracellular region
Source: RefSeq, a predicted model, not a curated record